GACUGUACUAUAGCUAUGUUUCUGAAAGUCUGUCUCCUGUUGUGUGAACUUCAGGUGAUAGGAUUCUUCAGUCAACGUCUGGAGCAGGCUGGAAGUGACCUGUCAGUGGAGAGGGUUCAAGAGGUCAUCAUGAAGGGAGCCCAGGCCCUGCCUACAGACAGACUGAAGAAGUUUCCGGAGCUGAAGUUUAAGUACGUGGAGGAAGACCAGCCGGAGGACUUCUUCAUCCCCUACGUUUGGUCGCUGGUCUUCAAUUCGGGAGUCGGCCUCUAUUGGAACCCGCAUGGCAUCGAACUGUUCAGUAUGGACUCUGGCUGAACAAUAAAAAACCAAAACAUUGAGUCUUCAUCUCCGUUCAGGACAGAUGAAAGGACUGAUGGUGUGGGUGUGUGUGUGUUUUACCAUCUGUAGUACAUGCUCGCUGCUUUCAAAGUGCCUCAACCUUGAACAUGACAGAGUUCCAUUUAUGCAGCACAACCUUUUAUUGUAAUAACAGUUUUUUUCUUCAACACUGAAGCCUCGUCAGCGCUGGGUAACGGCGCGCUCUGCAGCUUCCAGAUGUUUCCCCGUAUCUUUCUGUGAGAAACGCACAUACCCAUUUCUGUUUGGCUAAGAAGCUCAGGUCUCUGAGAAUGGAUGAUCACUUUUCAGAGAACAGGUCAUUGAAAAACAAGAUAAGACGGUACCUACAUGUUACACAGCUCCAAUGUACAAUUUAGGUCCUUAACUGCAUCGUAAUAAACGUAGUUUUUAAUAUUGAGGUAAUAAAUUUAGGUUUUCUUUGGUUCCCUCAUGAGAAUAGCAGUGAUUUAUAACAGCUUUGUCAGUGAAGUUGCCGUUAGGUUCAAAAACAGCCAGAGAAAUGUGAUUGUUAACUUUUAGGGAAAAUAUGCAGUGUCCCUUGCCGUUUAAUAUUCCUUAUUCAUGUACAGUUUAAUUAGAGCUCAGUACCCGUCCCUAGACGAUAUUCGCCUCCUGCAUCACUGUGAUUCAUGCGAUUCCAUCGUUGCUUCCAGCCUGUAUUCACUCAGCAUUUAUCAUUUGUAUCUUUCUGGAUAGUCACCCACAGCAAGUACUUAAACUAGGACAGACAGCUCAUUUCCUGUCCUGUUGUGCAUAGCUGCAAAUCUCUUAAAUUUGUUACUUUCUCUGCAUGUUUAACUUGAGAUUAAGUUAUUUAUUUUCAUGUAUAUUGUUUUUCUUAUAUGAAUAUGUAAAGAGGCAUAUUAUGGAGGUCUAAAUAUAAAUGAUGGAAGAAGCAAAUGGUGUUUUGCUGAUGAGGUGAAAGGAGACAUGAUUGUUUCCAAGUGGGAAAUUUUCCUCGUAUUAUUGCGACCUCAGCUUUCAUUUUGGGAAUUUACUUUAAAAAUAGGAGUUUCAAUAAAAUGGUUAAAUC
Cyprinodon tularosa is the source of this 1396-nucleotide messenger RNA. It is a transcript of the gene dym, whose product is annotated as dymeclin. The transcript is spliced from 2 exons. The record is from RefSeq and is a predicted model, not a curated record. Gene Ontology annotation, cellular component: Golgi apparatus. Lineage: Eukaryota; Metazoa; Chordata; Actinopteri; Cyprinodontiformes; Cyprinodontidae. The coding region runs from base 16 to 318 and encodes 100 amino acids. Gene Ontology annotation, biological process: Golgi organization.